Messenger RNA from Exophiala bonariae, 1479 nucleotides. RefSeq lists its product as uncharacterized. Gene Ontology annotation, biological process: transmembrane transport; carbohydrate transport. Gene Ontology annotation, cellular component: membrane. Gene Ontology annotation, molecular function: carbohydrate:proton symporter activity. The transcript has 3 exons. The record is from RefSeq and is a predicted model, not a curated record. Bases 1 to 1479 code for a protein of 492 amino acids. NCBI's taxonomy places the organism in Eukaryota, Fungi, Ascomycota, Eurotiomycetes, Chaetothyriales, Herpotrichiellaceae.
AUGGGCAAACUUCGAGGCAAUGCUCUCUUCGGCUGUGUCACGGCCCUUACCGCCCUAGGCUUUAUGCAGAUCGGCUUUGACAAUGGCCUCAUGGGUGGUCUCGUAGGCGGGAAACCUUUCAACGAAACAUUCAAUUCUCCUGACGCAACGAUGAUCGGCUUGAUAGUUUCAAUCAUGGAAAUCGGCGCGUUCAUUGGCAGUAUGACUUCCGCCUUUGUUGGCGAACGGCUGGGUCGCAGGCGAAGCAUCAUCAUUGCCGUCAUUAUUAUGGCGAUCGGCUCGUUACUUCAGACCACAGCAAACUCGAGGGCACACCUCAUUGUGGCCAGAAUUGUUGCUGGUUUUGGGCUCGGUAUCAACAAUUCCACCGUACCAGUCAUGCAGGCUGAAUACUCACCAAAAUCAACGCGAGGACUAUACGUCUGUAUGCAACUUAGUGUCCUCAACUUUGGAAUCUUUCUCGUUUACUGGAUUGACUACGGCUUCUCAUACAUCGAUACCAGUAUUGCUUGGCGCGUGCCUUGUAUCCUCCAGUUCGUUGCCCUGGCACCAAUGUUGGUCCUUUGUUUUCUUGUUGACGAGUCUCCUCGAUGGCUUGCAUCUCAUGACAUGAAUGAAGAAGCCCUGGAUGUCCUACGGAGACUUCAUGACGGCAAGAUGAGCGAUUCAGAAGUCCUUACACUCUAUAACGAUAUCCUCAACACUGUUCGGGUCGAGAAAGCCAUUGGUGCUGGCUCUUGGAAAGAUCUGCUCAAGAAUGACAGUAUCCAAAGCCAGAGACGAUUUCUCAUCGCUUGUGGAAUCCAAAUCUUCCAACAGGCCGGUGGUAUCAAUGCCAUUGUCUAUUACUCGGGUACUUUGUUCAGCAAGAGUGUCGGCUUUGAUGCUCAUAUGUCCUCACUGAUGGCCGGUUGCCUGAAUACCUGGUUUUUUGUAGGGUCUUUCAUCCCUUGGUUUUUGAUUGAUCGGAUCGGACGACGUCCGUUGCUCCUUUCAAUGAUCUCUCUGAUGGCCCUGGUUAUGGCUGUUCAGGCUUCUCUGAUCUAUCAAGUCGAGCACGCUACCGCUGUGGCCCAUAGCGCUGGCAUUGCCGCUGCAGCGAUGCUCUUCGUUUUUAUGGGCGCUUUCACUAUCGGGUUUCAGGCCACCGUCUGGGUAUAUCCCGCGGAAAUCCUCCCCCUCAGGUUACGUCAACGUGGUUCUAGUGUUAGUACGGCUUGCAACUGGAUUAUCAACUAUGUUAUCGUCCAAAUAACACCUCCGGCAAUUGCAAACAUCGGCUGGAGAACAUAUAUCAUCUUCGCCUGCCUUAACGCCCUCUGGGUGCCGAUUAUCUAUUUUUUCUUCCCCGAAACUAAAGGACUCGCACUUGAGGACGUUGACCGCUUAUUCGCCGGCGAGGACACAGUGACAGCCCGUGAGUUACAUGAACAAAAACAUACUUCAGUCGUUGAGCUAGAAACAUCGGGGGACAAAUAG